Alligator mississippiensis (American alligator) is the source of this 4779-nucleotide messenger RNA. It is a transcript of the gene POP1, whose product is annotated as POP1 homolog, ribonuclease P/MRP subunit. Gene Ontology annotation, cellular component: nucleolar ribonuclease P complex; ribonuclease MRP complex. Gene Ontology annotation, biological process: tRNA 5'-leader removal. NCBI's taxonomy places the organism in Eukaryota, Metazoa, Chordata, Crocodylia, Alligatoridae. The coding region runs from base 116 to 3187 and encodes 1023 amino acids. The transcript has 16 exons. The record is from RefSeq and is a predicted model, not a curated record.
GCAUGCGCAUGCUCUGCGGCGUGGCUGUGGGAGAAGGUCUGUCUCGGCGGGAGCUGCUCGCGGUCCGGGCCGGCGAGCACGCGCCGCCGCCAGCGUCCUACAGCCAGCCCGCAGCAUGUCCAACGCCAGGGAGAAGAAGCGCGCCAAGAAGAUGAGGAACCAGCCGGCCAACGUGACCUUAGGCCCUCCCGCUGGCGAGCCUCGCCCCAGCCCGGCGCAGCACUGCAAUGGGGGGAGCAGACCUCUGCAGCCUCAGCAGCAAGCUGAUCUCUGUCCUGAGACUUCUGAGCAAUAUCAGCAGCAGAAGCUUCCACAUCCAUCUCCUGGGCCUUCUAACAAGAAAGAACAGUAUUUUACAAAAGGGCAAAGUAAGGGGGAAAGAGGUAGAGGAAGAGGAGGAUGGCAAGGAGGACGCCGAGGCAUUUCUCAAGAAAUGCCUAAAUUCAUAACAGCAUCUACUUUUGCUCAAGCCCGUGCUGCUGAAAUCAGUGCUAUGUUGAAGGCAGUGGCACAGAAAUCUUCCAAUUCACUGGUGUUCCAGACUCUACCUAGACACAUGCGAAGACGAGCUAUGAGCCAUAAUAUCAAACGCCUCCCCAGACGGCUCCGUGAGACUGCCAGAAAAGAGGCCGAGAAAGCUGUACAUCAGAAAAAAGAGCAUUCAAAGAGUAAAUGCCGCAAAGCUCGAAGACGCCACAUAAAUCUGGUGCUGGAAUUUAAUCGCAGGCAAAAGAAGAAUAUCUGGUUGGAAACGCAUAUUUGGCAUGCCAAAAGAUUUCACAUGGUGAAGAAAUGGGGAUACUGUUUAGGAGAUAAGCCCACUGUUAAGAGCUAUCGGGCUUGCUAUCGAGCCAUGGCAAAACACUGCCUUCUGCAGGACUUAUCAUACUACUGUUGCCUAGAGUUAAAGGGAAAAGAGGAAGAGCUUUUAAAGGUGCUUGCUCGUAUGUGUAGCAAAGAUGCAGGACCAACUUUUGCAGCUGUGCCUUGCCUGUCUGGAAGGCAUCAGGGUUCCCUGGUUCUCUACCGGGCAGAUCGGUAUCCUGAGGACCUGCUUGGCCCCAUUACGUUCAUUUGGAAACCUAAAGUUGGGUGUGGUCUUGGUUCUGAAAAUAGGCAGUUGUGGAUCUGGAUGCAUCCAACUCUUAAACAGGACAUAUUGACUGAGCUAAAAGCAGUUUUUAAGUGUUCAGAGCCUGUAGCAACAUGUAUCCCUGAAACAGUCACAGCAUUGCCUCAUGAGGAAGAACCAACAGAUGAAACUAAAAGCAUUGGCAAGAAAAGAAAGAGGGAAGACAAAGAAGGAGAAAAGGCUGUGCCAGUGAAAAAGAUCAUUGGUGAUGGAACCAGAGAUCCACUUAAGUCAUACUGCUGGACAUCACAAAAUACUGGUAUUGUAAUAAGUGAUUUGACCAUGGAGAUUCUCAGAUAUCGCCUGGUUGGCCCAUUCUCUCACUGUGUUCUUACAGAGGCACUGAGUGCUGCCUUGGUCCAAACUGAGAUGGCAGAUGCAGAAACAGAACUUAAUAGCUGGUGGGUAGAAAACUGCAGGAAAUCUGAGGGUCUUUCUCUUCAUCUACAUCAAAAGGACAUCUUUGAGUUAUUACAAGGGAUAAGCUCACCAGCUGAACUUCCAGCAGGUACAAUAUUGGGCCUGACUGUGGGGGACCCUCGAGUGAAUUUGCCAAAAAAGAGGUUAAAAGCCAUGCCGAAUCCAGAAAAAUAUCAAGACGAUGAGAAAGUGGCACAGCUGACUCUAGAGGGUGUACCUGUAGAAUGUGCUCACAGCUUUAUUUGGGACCAGACUAUCUGUAAGAACGUCACUGAAAGUAAACUCCUAGAGCAGGAUUUAAACCGCAUGAGAAGUGAACUGUUAGUACCUGGAUCACGGCUUGACUUGGGUCCUCGGGAAUCCAAGAUUCCUAUACUUUUGGUUCAGCAACCAGGGAAAGUGGCUGGAGAAGAUCGACCAGGAUGGGGAAGUGGCUGGGAUAUCUAUCUUCCGAAAGGCUGGGGCAUGGCUUUCUGGAUUCCUUUUAUAUAUCAAGGUGUACGAGUUGGUGGCUUGCAAGAGGCUUUGAAACAUUCUGAAUAUAAAAGAAUACCUCAUAUUCCAGAUGAUUACCCAGACUGUCCUGCUGGAAUUCAGUUUGCCAAAGAACUAGAAAGCAAUCUUUUUGAAAAAUUCAAGAGGCGCCCACCUGCAAAAAGGGCAAACUAUGUCAAACUUGGCACCCUGACCCCUUUCCUCUGCCCAUGGGAACAACUAACCCAGAACUGGGAAGAAAGAAACAAAACACAAGCAAAAUCUACACGUAUGUCAGAAAUUAAGAGAUGUGUGACUGAAAAGCAGGCUCCUAAUGAUCCACAGCCCAGAGUAGGCACAGAGUCUUCUCAUGAGACUAGCCAGAUGGAAGAAAACAAGGAAACGACAUGCUCUCAAGGGAAUGUAAUCACGGAAAUAUUGAAUGAGGUCCAAGACUUGGGCAAGAAAGACGGAGUUGUAGCAAGUAAUCGCUUCAUUGUUCUCAGGAGCACAGAAUUAUUAAAGCAAUUAUCAGCCUGGUGCCGGCCUACUUCUGGAAGAGGUUGGAGGGGACGCACUGCUUCCAGACAGGGGCAGAAGGAAAUGACUGAAGAUGUCCUCUUACCAAUCUUUAAGUGCUACCCAAGGGCACUUGUGUGGGUCACCUUCUCUUUACUGCGAAAGGGUACCCCUGAGUUGCAUACCAUGGUUUGCAUUCCAACCAAGGAAGACUUUCUGCACCUAAGUGAAGACAAGCUCUUCUGUGGUCCUGAAGAACCCAAACACAGUGACAUAUUCAAGCACAAGAUAGUAAAACUAAAAGAGAGAAAAAAGAAAAAAGACCGUGGGAAAACUCUAGAAAGUUCUGCUUCUAGUAGCCUGGAGGCAAAUGCAGUUGAGGAGCAGAAAAACCUAGUUCUUGGAUUAUGGUCUGACCCUUUAUCAGAUGUAACUUCACAUUGCUCUAGAAUUCUCUUAGGGUUUGUCACUCGAGGAGAUUUUUCAUUGGCUGAUGGCUGUGGAGAAGCACUGGGAUUUGUUAGCUUGACAGGAUUACUACAUAUGUUAUCCAGUCAACCAGAAGAUAAAAAAGGCUUUGUUUUGUUAAGAACUCCAGGGUCUCGGCAAUACAGAUUUGCUAGACUCACUAUUGAGGUAUAAAUGGUCAUUAUAAUAAAAUAGUACACAGACAGUUCCAGUAUUAUUCCUUGUAUAAUGUCUGUGGACUUUCAAAUUAGAGACAGGAAUUAGAAGAAAUGAUUAUAUGACUCAGUUAUGUAAUGAGCAGUAUGAAAAUACUUAGAAAACUAGUAUCCUAUAUCAGUUAACCAGUUAACCAGCUAAUCUACUGAUAACAUAUAUUGCUCAAAGAUUCUGAGUACAAAAAUGAUUAUCUUGUUUGGCGAACAGGCAUAUUUUUUAAUUUUAGUACAAUUGAAACAAAUGUUAUCAGUGAUUCAUACCCUUGCAAUGCUUCCACAAAAAAAUCUGGUUAUGGACUGAUGCAAUUCAUUAUUCUGCUAACUGCUUGCUGUCUUGGCUGGUGUACAUAACAAAUGGCUUUCCUGGAUUCUUAAAUCUUGCAGCUAAGGAAGUCUGGCUGCAGCAAGGUGAACCUGAUACAGUACAAACUUUUUUUUCCCUUGAGAAACUCGGUGCUUAAAUAAAAGCAUCCUACGUUAGAAAUACCGACUGCAGAUUUGGUUAUUAUAAUGUGUAUCUACCAAAAUGUUUCUUUCUGCGUUGGUGUGAACAUUUUUUUAAAAGGACCUUUUCUUUUUUGUAUAAACAUCUUCAUUGUAAUUUAACUGACAAAAUGGGUUUUGGUCUACUGUGUAAACAAAAAUGGCUAAAAAGUGGAGCCUGAACUACUUGAAAGUUUAAGUUUGCUGAAGUGCUUUAAAUGGGAUCCUUGAUACCCUACAUUCAUUAAUAGAGCGAAUGGGUUAUAUUUAAAUGUAAGUAAAGUCAAACAAGUUAGAAAUCACUGUCAAUAAAUGAGUUCCAUGUUAUUUUGAUUGACAUUGCUCACACCUUAACAGCUGAAAAGCGUCUCUAAAUGUAGAGGAUUUCAGCAUUUUUUGACAAGAAACAGGAGAAUUCAGUCCUUGCAAAAAUGUCUUUUGGUAGUUUUAAGAUGUAAAUUUUCAUCAUUGGAUUAACUCAAAUUUUAUGUUAAUGAUUUGGGCUGUCACAUUGUAGUUUGGCUUUUAAUUUUUGUAAAAUCAGCUAGAGCCUGACAUUUUUCUUUAUUCCCUAUAUUUGGACAACACAAGCCAACUGGGAGUAUAAACAUUGUCUCAUCACUUACUGAAUUCUUUAAGCAUUACAGUUCACCUUUUAAAAAAAUGACAGCCUUCAAUUUCCAGUCAUUCUAGUACAGAGUUCUGAGAACAAAGAUGAAUGUUAAAUUAGAUAAUUGAAUAAUUGUAGCUUGCAGACAGCCUGAUGCAAAUACUUACCGGAAGGUGGCAUUCCCCUAACUAACAUUCAAGUAAAUAUACAACUUUCUUUUUACGAGUUUUAUGUUUGAUUCUUUAAAUUUGAAAUGAAAAUCUAAAUAUGAAACAAUUUAUUGAUCAUACAGUAUUUGGAAAUGAAUUCACACAUUUAAGUUGAAUUUAAAAGAAUCACAAAAAUCAGCAUUGUUUUUCUUCUACAGAAAUGAUAUAUUUUACAAACAUGAAAAGGUUUCUGUUGAACUGUGUAACAUAAUUAUUUGGCCAUUACUGAAUUAAACAACUGUAGUAAUA